Nerophis lumbriciformis (worm pipefish) is the source of this 603-nucleotide messenger RNA. NCBI's taxonomy places the organism in Eukaryota, Metazoa, Chordata, Actinopteri, Syngnathiformes, Syngnathidae. The record is from RefSeq and is a predicted model, not a curated record.
AUGGCCAAAAGUCCGGAGGUGAAACUGGCGGUUUUGGGGCGAGCGGGAGUGGGAAAGUCAGCAUUGGUGGUGAGGUUCCUGACGCGACGCUUCAUCUGGGAGUACGAUCCAACUCUUGAAUCGACCUAUCGCCAUCAAGCAAAUAUUGAUGAUGAGGUCGUCACCAUGGAGAUACUCGACACGGCAGGCCAGGAAGACAACCAGCAAAGGGAAGGUCACAUGCGCUGGGGCGAGUGCUUCAUGGUGGUGUACGACAUCACCGACCGUGGUAGCUUCGAAGACGUGACGCCUCUGCGGACUCUCCUGGAGGAAGUCAAGAAGCCCAAAAACGUGCCGCUGAUCCUGGUGGCCAACAAGUGCGACCUGGACCACGUGCGGCAGGUGACUACAGAGGAGGGCGAGCGCCUGGCCGCCGAGAUGGCCUGCGCUUUCUACGAGUGCUCGGCGUGCGCAGACGAGGGCGGCGCGGUGGCCGAGGCCUUUCACGAGCUGUGCCGUGAGGUGCGGCGGCGCAAGGCCGUGCAGGGCAAGGCCAGGCGCCGCAGCUCCACCACGCAUGUCAAGCAGGCUAUCAACAAGAUGCUGACAAAAAUCAGCAGCUAG